ACACCGGCGCCGCUAGCUAGUUAACGAUACGACGGAGAGAGAGAGAGAGAGAGAGAGAGAGGGGGGAGAACACGAACGUUUCCAAGCGGACCGUCGGGAGAGAAUGGAGACGGUUGAGCAGCUCGUCUCCUUCCACCACAUUCAGGUCCAGUUGAGCGGGGGCGCGCCUUGGGGGUUCACGCUGAAAGGAGGGCUCGAGCACGGGGAGCCACUCAUCAUCACUAAAAUCGAGGAUGGAGGGAAGGCCGCCCUGUGCAGGAAGCUGAGAGCCGGCGACGAGCUCAUCAACAUCAACGGCUCCGCCCUCUACGGCAGCCGGCAGGAAGCGCUCAUCCUCAUCAAGGGGUCGUACCGGAUACUGAAGCUCGCCGUCAGGAGGCGCAGCGUUCCUCUCCUCCGGCCUAACUCCUGGCACCUGGCGAAGCUGUCGGAGCCGCCCCUGCCUCCGCCGCCGCCGCCGCCACCGCCUCCUCCGCCCCGCCUCCCCUCCGCCGACUCCCCGCCUCUCCCCCCGCCCCCCCCUCUGUCUGCCAUGCAGCUCCACCCCGGCUCGUACACACUACCCUGGCAAGCGACCGACAACAGUGACUUGUCCUUGCAGUGGGGUCAGCUGUCGAGACCUUACUCCUCCACGGACCGAAGCAGUUCCCUGGGCUCCAUGGAGAGCUUGGACACGCCGACCCCCACCACGCAGCCAUACUCCGACUCCCAUAACUCCCCCGUGGACCCCACUCUCUUCAACAACAAGAGAGACUCUGCCUACAGCUCAUUCUCCGCCAGCUCCAACACAUCCGACUACGCCACGGUGCCGCUAAGACCCGGUGACGCCUGCUCCAUGGACAACCUCCUCCAGAGCCUGGGGCCGGCUUGUCGAGGAUACCCCAGCGGUGAUGCCUCGACCCUGGGGAGUUCCUCUGGCGAGGCCCCGGAUGAGGUGCAGCUUAUUCUACUCAAGUCCAGGUCCCUGACCAGGCCAAGAACGAGACCCGUCGAGGUAAAAGAGAGGCCUUCCUCCUGCUGUUACGAGGGAGGAGACUUUGAGAUCAUAAGAAAUGGAGAAAGAGGAACUGAGAGAAAGAUGAACCCUCCUCAGCCUCCGACCAGGAAGGACAGUUUUAUGGCAACCCAGACUCAGCCCAAUGCCGCCAACAAAUGUUGCGUCUCCGCUCCGAUUGAAAUUUCCAGUGUUUCUUUUUACCGGGACGAAAACAAGCCCUCUCUGAAUGUUGAAUCGGGAGUUCUCAACGGCUUCCCUGCGCCAGAAGAAGGGGACAAAGCUGGGGAUUUAAAAGAGGAUACAUUGGAUUCGUAUUACAUCCAAAGACAGACAGAAGACGCAAGACAUAUCAGAUGUGAUCCUCGUGCCAAUAAAGACUACAAUUCAGAGACGACCUCGGAUCACCUCUCUGAUCCAGUGGCGGCCUCACUAGCAGAACCCUCCGUUGUGGUUCAAGAGGAGUCUCAGAUCACGCACUCCCAGAUCGAGCACUCCUCUACGGGGCUUCGCCGGCACAGCGCCCCCGAUAAUCCGUCGGACGCUCCUGAUCCCUCCUUGUCCCCUUGCGGCAGCCAGUGGUCCCAUUCGUCUCUUCAGCCCACGAGGAACGACCGAGAAGCGUCUCACGACCGCCUCCACGCGCCAUCAAACAAGUGGGGAGGCAGCCGUUGCUCCACCCCAGGAUCUGUGUUCUUAGACGGGGAGGAUGACGAUGGAGACUCCAGUAAAAAGCUGGAAGGGACGGGUGUAAAUGGUGGGCAUCAUCACCCAUGGGGCCGCUCUGUGAGCGUACCAGAGGACCCCACAUUAUUAUCAACCCAGGGAAGGCUAAGCUCUGACCAGAAACUAGAGGGAGGUUUUGUGCCUCUUAGUGCUGCUGCUAGUGUGGAUACAUUACUGGAAGAGCAGAGGGAACUGGGCGGAGGAGGAAGUGGAGGUAAAAGUAAAGAGGGUGCAGCAGAAGAGACGGACGUAAAGAAGUUAAGCGCGCCCAGGAACUAUCGGCGAAACCGCCGUCGUAGCGAGCGAUUUGCCACCAACCUCCGCAAUGAGAUCCAGAGGAAGAAGGCCCAGCUUCAGAGGAGUUGUGGCCCAGGAGGGUUGCUCUGCAGUGGGGAAACGGUGCAGGAGGAAGAGGGUCCAGACCUCAACGAGGAGGGGGCAGACCCUGAACUUCUUGCGAGCGCCACAGUUGCAUUUGCCUCACCGGUUAGUCCCCAAGAGGUCGAGAGAGCAAAGACCUCAAGUGAAUCCAACGAAGACGCGUUGCGGACUCGGUCAACAGCCUGCACUCAAAACAACGUCCCGUUCAGGUCCGUCCAGAUCCUGGAUCCAGGAGUGCCCAGUUUUGGCGUCGGUGUCCGAGUGGUGGAGGAACCGGCCCCCGCCGGCAAAGCCCGCCGCUGGCGUUGGACCCCCGAGCAUAAACUCCAACCCGAACCAGAGCGGCGGCGUGGAGUCUCGGGGGAGAAGGCGACGGGGGUCGCGGGGUCACGUCACGGGGUCUGCGCCUUCACCUCCUCACGCAGCCGCUCCUCUUCCAGCUCUCGGGCGGAGGAGUCGGACAUCCUUCCGUUCGCGGACAGAAUGAAGUUUUUCGAGGAGACGAGCAAGAUCGCGUCUCGCGUCUCGAGUCCAUCGAGUCGCGGGCAGAAGAAGCCGGAGCUCCGGGGAGGGGAGCUCGGUCAGAGGAGAUACUCCUACCAGGGGGGCCUUCAGGAGGAAGGUGCCCCACCUCAAGACACUGCGGAGGCCAGGAGGAUGUCCGUGAGCACCGGCAUGGAGAGGCAGAGGGAGAAGCAGAGGGAACAAGCGAGAGAGAGGGAGGAGAGGGCGAGGGAGAGAGAGCGACUGGAGCUGGAGAGACAGAGUGAGCUAGAGAGGGAGAGGGCCAGAGAGAAGGAACGUCUGAAUAGAGAGAGAGAGAAGGAGAGAGAGAGGGAGAAGGAGGACGAUGCUCAGGAGUUUUACAGCCCCAAAGAAAGAAACCAAGACUUCCAGCACAGCUUCCAGAAUGAAGCCCCGAGGUCGGCUUUUCAUCCCGUCAGCACCCCGUCAACACAGCUCCUGGAGAACCAGCAGCCUCAUCGCCACGGUUACACGGCGAGGAGCUACACGCCCACAGAGAUGCAUCCCGCCCGGCAACAGGAAAUGACCAACCUCAACAGGAAGUGCAGCCUGACUGAGAGGGACUACUCCAGCUGGAGACGGGAGUCCAGACCUCCAGAGGUCGUCAAUCCAUAUCCUCAGCACCAGCAGGGUCGAUGGGGCCACCGACAGGCCGACGACGGCGCCGAUGAUCCCAACGGACACUCCUUCGCACCCCCGCCGGCCCCCCUCUCCCUGCGAGGACGAACCAUGUCCGAAAACGACCUCCGUUUCGACGGCGGCGGCAGCCACCGCUGGUCGCCGUCGAUUUUCGCGACGACCAGCCAGACCCUGAGCGAGGUGGAGGAAGGAGCGGGCGGAGCCGGGAGAGGAGAAGCCGCCCGCGGCGCCGCCCGUCCAAACAGGAAGAAGACGCCGCCCCCGCCGAGGCCACCGCCCCCGCCGAGGCCACCGCCCCCGAAGUGGGAGCAGUUCCACCGCAGGCGUGCGUCUCACCACACCUUGUUCACCUCCCUGUCCUCGCCUCACUUCACCCCUACGUCACAUUACUCCUCGACCAACUCCUCUUCGUGCGUCCCUCCACCCGAAACGGCCCGACAGAGGUCCUACAGUCUUCCUCCGGAGAGACGGGAAGUCUCCGACGGCUGCCCGCGAUGCAGCUGCAGCCAAGCCAAGGGCCUUCCCUACGCCUCGUCCAAUCAGAAUCAACCUCAAAUGCGGGAACAACCCUCCUCCUACACCUCGUCCAAUCAGAAUCAACCUCAAACGCAGGAACAACCCUCCUCCUACGCCUCGUCCAAUCAGAAUCAACGUCAAACGCAGGAACAACCCUCCUCCUACACCUCGUCCAAUCAGAAUCAACCUCAAACGCAUGAACAACCCCCCUCCUACGCCUCGUCCAAUCAGAAUCAACCUCAAACGCAUGAACAACCCCCCUCCUACGCCUCGUCCAAUCAGAAUCAACCUCAAACGCAGGAACAACCCUCCUCCUACACCUCGUCCAAUCAGAAUCAUCCUCAAACGCAUGAACAACCCCCCUCCUACGCCUCGUCCAAUCAGAAUCAACCUCAAACGCAGGAACAACCCUCCUCCCACGCUCUGACCAAUCAGAAUCAGUCUCAAUCCCGGGGAAGCUUUGCCGUCUCUCCGCCCAGUCCCAUGUUCUCCAGGCGGAGCUUCAGGCCGGUGGCUCCGCCCCCAAAAGAGAGGGACCUGAGGGGCUCAUAUGGUGGGCAGCAGGAGAGGGUGGAGGUGUUACCAUCGCUUCCUCCACCAACGGAGAUCAGGAUGAGCAGUUUCCCCGAGAUGAUCGUCGGCCCCGACCGGGACGGAGUGACGGCGAAAGCUCACAAACAGCCGUCCAACGUGAGACCGGGAGCCGAGUGGGAGAGAGCCCCAUCUCCCAGAGUUCAUAGCGACUCCAACCCGCCACCUGUCGUAGAAAAUGGCGGCGUUCUGCCUCCCGAAUCCUACUUCUCGAUGCACUACGAGCAGCAGCAGCAGCAGCAGCUCCGUAUGAACCGGGGAUUCCAGAGCAUCGGGCCCCAGAAGGUCCUCGAACCGGGGACCGGAUCGGAGACCACCCUCAGCCCGAGUCCCGCGCUCAGCCUGGACGCGGACCUGGACGUCCCCAUGGAGACGGACAUCGACGACUUCCAGGAGGACGACGGGCCGCCGGCCGAGCGCCAGCCCAUCACCAGCGAGCUGCCUUGCUUCGCGCUGCCGGUCACGGUCCUGGAGACGGAUAUCGACACCGUGGCCUCGCCGCCGGAGGAAGAGGAGGAGGAGGAAGAGGAGGAGCUGGAGGCCGCGGACGGAGAGAGGCUGAGCCUGGAGGAGGAGCUCUUCCCCCAGAGCGGCGAGGGAGAGGCGGGCAGGGAGAGCUGGAGAGGAAGCUACCAAACCACGGAGCACAACGCCGACAGCCUGGACAGGCGGUCCGGUGCGAGCUCCAGCUGCUCGUCCUACUACAGCACGUCGGCCGCUAAAGCUCAGCUGCUGUCGCAGAUGAAGGACUUCACCGAUAACCGAGAGCGGGACGAGGACGACGAGCUGACGUACAAGAAGCAGCUGAUGGAGAGCCUCCGCAAGAAGCUGGGAGUGCUGAGGGAAGCUCAGAGGGGUCUGCAGGAGGACAUCAGAGCCAACGCUCAGCUGGGAGAGGAGGUGGAGACCAUGGUGGUGUCGGUGUGCAAGCCCAACGAGGUGGACAAGUUCCGCAUGUUCAUCGGCGACCUGGACAAAGUGGUGAGCCUGCUGCUGUCGCUGUCCGGGAGGCUGCUGCGCGUGGAGACCACGCUGGACACGCUGGACGCGCUGGACCCCGAGACGGAGCUCCACGAGAGGCUCCCCCUGCUGGAGAAGAAGCGUCAGCUCAUGAGGCAGCUGUCCGAGGCCCAGGACCUGAAGGACCACGUGGACCGCCGUGAGCAGGCCGUCAGCCGGGUGCUGGCCCGCUGCCUCUCCCCGGAGCAUCACCGGGACUACAGCCACUUUGUGAAGAUGAAGGCCGCCCUGCUGGUGGAGCAGAGGCAGCUGGAGGACAAGACCCGGCUGGGGGAGGAGCAGCUGAGGGGGCUGAGGGAGAGCCUGGGGCUCGGGAUCGGGAUCGGCAUGGGGAUGUCGAUGGGAUACGGACAUUAUUGAAUGAAAGACGAGCCUGAAGGGAUGAAGAAGGGGCGGUUUAAGGAUUAAGAGAGAGGGAGCAAACACACAUCCACGUGUCUGAGAGGAAUAGUUUGAUAUUUUGGGAAAUAUGCACCAAAACGCACCGUUUAACACGCCAUAUCCCCAAAAUCCAAGAUGGCUGCUCAGCGCAUCGUCACUAGAAGAGCUGUAGUGAUACGCUGUUUAUUUACAAAUCAAGUCAGACAUACAA
Messenger RNA from Cyclopterus lumpus (lumpfish), 5984 nucleotides. RefSeq names its product shroom family member 4 (gene shroom4). The transcript has 13 exons. The coding region runs from base 104 to 5752 and encodes 1882 amino acids. Gene Ontology annotation, molecular function: actin filament binding. NCBI's taxonomy places the organism in Eukaryota, Metazoa, Chordata, Actinopteri, Perciformes, Cyclopteridae. Gene Ontology annotation, cellular component: adherens junction; apical junction complex; cortical actin cytoskeleton. Gene Ontology annotation, biological process: actin filament organization. The record is from RefSeq and is a predicted model, not a curated record.